Molecule: messenger RNA, 1263 nt
Organism: Rhodofomes roseus
Lineage: Eukaryota; Fungi; Basidiomycota; Agaricomycetes; Polyporales; Fomitopsidaceae
Exons: 7
Coding region: 1-960 (319 amino acids)
Source: RefSeq, a predicted model, not a curated record
AUGUUAACUGAAGUGGCUCCGGGUAAGGGCUUUGUUGGCCUUCCCAGCGACUUCGGGGAUGCUGCGCGUCUGCAGCAGGACCUCCCUGAGACCAGCGGUGUCAAGGAAAAGCGACGGCGCAUCACAAAUGAUGACCUGCCGCCUGGUACACUAUCGAGGUACAACAAGAUAUUCGUGCCGAAGCUCAUCGAGAUAGUGGCUCGCCUCGCCAAUCCCUGGGAGCUUCAGGUGAUCAACUUCCCGGGUGAACUCACACGACUCUGGGAUGAGACGUUCCCGGAUACCGAACUCGGGUACCUAGUCGAGGCAGGUACUCCGCUUUUUGAACUGUCUACGCAGCGCCUCUACACUUGGCGCUCUACGGUCGGCACUAAUGCCAUUGCUGCAGUCCAGAGAUUCUGGGAAAACGAAGGGAUUAGUGAUCCGCUUGAUCGCGCGGAGUGUGCAAAGAUUGCGAUUGGGCCGGGGAAGCCCUAUCUCUUCGGAGAGGUCGAGUUCAUGCCUGACCUACGGACAAUUGCGAGACGCGUCAACCGCUUCGAAAGCCCAGUCAUCCUUGAUGCGCUUGGGGAGCAUCUGCGCAUCAUCGAUCGUGUGGUCAAGAAGCCAGUCGCUUAUCCGCGUGGUGCACUCAUGCUUGCCGCCGCCGCAGCCGAGCGAGCAUGGAAGCUUGCUGUCGCGGAUGGCAAGAUCGUGCCCGAGCGCAAGGAUGCGUUCUCCGAGAAGUCGGUCGGACCAAACAUCAAGAUAUUUGGCAAUGCCAUCGCGCAGCUCACUGAUGCGAAAUGGGCGCAGAUCCUGUCCAAUGCUCGUGCCUUCAUCGUGUUCAAGGAUGCCAAAUCGAGGUCUCUUGCUAUCGAUAUCGAUGAUGACGACGAUCUGUAUUCGGACGAGGAGUACUAUAUGAAGGCAAACAAGACUUCGAUGAGUACUAUCGAAGAUGACGCAGACUCUCUAUGAGCAUCUGGUGCCAUGUUCAGAGCUUCAAGCCCGAACAUUGCCCAUCAAGACAAUCAGGUGUAUGAUGCACGCAAGUCGUGAUCUGCCAGCGACGGGACACUCUCUUGGACAUACGAUUAUACCCGCCAUUCUUUUGUAUGCUGUUUUUCAGUCACUCAUUGGUUUGCUUUGUCACGCACUCUGCGCUACUUUACUUACACUUCAACGCUUCUACCGUCUAAGCUACAGCUCGAAUAUACUGCUUUGUUCUGUAACAGUGACUAGUGGGCCUGAAUUCCGUGCUAAGUGCCUUGAAUUAGAGAG